Daldinia caldariorum is the source of this 1271-nucleotide messenger RNA. RefSeq lists its product as uncharacterized. The coding region runs from base 320 to 1144 and encodes 274 amino acids. The record is from RefSeq and is a predicted model, not a curated record. Lineage: Eukaryota; Fungi; Ascomycota; Sordariomycetes; Xylariales; Hypoxylaceae. The transcript has 2 exons.
UGAUAACAGAGACUAUUUCGACUCCCCAAUGAACACCUUUGACGAAAGGUCGCAACUGAUAGUCUUGUAUUACCACACUUUUAUAUUUGCUACCACUUGUCAAUUCUAAACUAUCAACUACCUUGCAUACGGAUCCCCGGCAACGACAAGUUUACCCUGCCAUUCAAGUUAUGUCCCUUGUAGGGGAUAGCCUCUCUGUCGCUAUAAGUACAGCUUCAUCCCGGACAGACACUCGCCAUCUUUCCAACGAAGAUACCAGUACAACAGACUAUUGCACGAAAGGAAAAAUCCAAGACAUUCUCACCUUACUGACAGAGCUAUGGACAAUACAUACAUCCCUGGAACUAGUUACGGAUACGGUGACCAGUCUUAUUGGCCGACAAGCACAGUUAUGGCUAGAGAUGUAUCACACGGAAGCGAGUAUAGCAACUACUCGGCAACUAGUAACGGACAAUACGAUUUUACAGUGCCGCCGAGUCCUGAAGUUAUGGGCAGCUAUGACUUCUACAAUGUGGCAGACGCAGGGACAUUCGCAACGGGUGGGCAAGGAUACGAUGUAAACAACCAAGUAGAGGAGCAAGAGUUUCAAUAUCAGUUCUACGACUUCAUUGCCAAUGACAAUUCGGGACAAGGCCCGUACUGGAGAUUAAAGUCCAACAUUCCUCCAUCAGCGAAGCAUCCGGAUAUCCUUCCCAUUCCGGCUGCCAAUACCUCACCUCCCGCUAAUGGAAAAUCGACCGUUGGUGACGCUGCGGGCCGCCAUGUGUGCCUUGAGCCAUUCUGCAACGCAUCCCCUUUUAAGCGGAAAGCAGAUUUCCUACGACAUUACCACCACAGACACCGCGAUGCAAACCAGAAAACACCCUUUCAUUGUGAUUGGAAGAGAUGCCAAAGGUCUAAAGAGCCAUUCUAUCGACUCGAUCACUGUCGGGAACAUUAUCGUGACUACCACCAGGAAGACUUGUUGCGACGCGGCCCCAAUAAGGAAAAUGGUGAAUGGUGGAAGAGUCGCAAUAUUGACAACAAUUGGUGGCGCUGUCCCAAAUGCCUCAGCCGCAUUGCCAUCGAAAGCAAAGGUUUCCAAUGCACUAAAUGCAAAACAACUUGCGAACCUGAGAGACGGAAGCUGAGGGGCUACGAGUAAGCAGCCACACAAUGUAGCUGAGCGACAACACAACUCCCAACUUCGUCACCUUAGGUACAGGAGACUUAGCCCGUUACACCGAUAAAGACUGCGUUGCUUUAGAACGGUUCAGCAAUAAGUCUACCCC